Molecule: messenger RNA, 1236 nt
Organism: Priapulus caudatus
Lineage: Eukaryota; Metazoa; Priapulida; Priapulimorpha; Priapulimorphida; Priapulidae
Product: protein FAM219A-like
Source: RefSeq, a predicted model, not a curated record
GCUAUCAGUUCCUGGCAAGGGAACAUCUACAGACAGACGGCCAGAUGAGCAGCCACUCGUUUCGUGGCAAUCAGACAGCGAUGAGGAGGAGGAGUUUAACCUCCAGCAAUUGUCGCAAGAAACACGGUGGCAGAUACAGCAGCAGUUGAUCAAAGAUGGAUACAAUCUGGACACACUGCCGGAUGAUGAGGAUCUAGACCUCAUUCCACCACGCCCUCUACAGGACAGGUGCACUAGCUGCUGCGAGAACGCGACACACCUGGCCUGCUCGCUACAGUAGUGGUAUGACCAUCAAGUUACUGUAUACGCUGUGUAUUUUGCGGUGGUUCAAUUUUCGCGAAUUUAGCGAACGCGGGGGAUGCCCGCGAAAAUAACACCACGCUGUUCUUCACUGAUUCGGGAAUUCACCGACCUCGAAAUUAACGACUCGCGAAGUUCACAGACCAAGUAACUUAAACAUAAUUUAAAUGUCAGGGAGAAAACGUUAAUACCAGCUGAUGUCGUUUAAUUUUACAUUCGUCAUUGCAGUUAUUUUAUAUUUUUGACAUUAUAUAGCUUCUAAUGUCUGGUCAUUAUCUCAACUUCUAUGAUUAGGAAAUAGGUAACCUCUUUCACGAAAUGAAUACAGAGAGAUGCCUAAAAUGGACUGGAGAUGAAGAAUUUACAUUUUCAUUUCAUUGUGUAAUUUAUGCUUGUUAUAUUUUAGCAUUUUCUGCUUGUGAUGUAACAGACUGGUGCGUGAUAUUUUUUCACAACUGGGUCCAUAUCAGUAUUUAUUUAAAGAGCACAUUUAUAAAUGCACUAUUUUGUUGCAGAUUUUCACUGCUGAUAUUUUAUGCCAAAGAUGUUUAAUAACAGAUGUCGUUGUUGUGAUGUAUAGGUAUUAGUAUUAUAUAUAUUAUAUUUGCCCGUUUAUAGAUACAUGGUGAGCAUUCCUACUUUUAUUCCCUUCUGUGCAGUAGCCCAUUGGCAGCACCAUUACAUAUAUAUCUUUAUAUGUAUAUAUUCAUUUACAGGUCUAUUGUUAAACUUCCUAACGUUCGAUUCACCUCUGCAACCUCCUAGUCAUACUGAAAGUUAGAGCGUGCAUGUAACUGAAGUUUAGUGGUGUGAUAACAAUAUUAUAAGAAAAUAGCCAAAGUAAUGUGAAGGGUAAGAUAUCUUAGUUGUACAUAUCCAACCUGUAUAAUUUGUGUGGAUAAAAUAAAAAUGUAUUUUUCUUCCAAGUGAAUCAAA